Maylandia zebra (zebra mbuna) is the source of this 663-nucleotide messenger RNA. NCBI's taxonomy places the organism in Eukaryota, Metazoa, Chordata, Actinopteri, Cichliformes, Cichlidae. The record is from RefSeq and is a predicted model, not a curated record.
AUGCUCUUCCUGGACUACAGCUCUGCUUUCAACACCAUCCGCCCGGGCAAGCUAAUCAGGAAUCUGCCAGACCCUAACAUCCCGACUCCCACCUACAACUGGAUUCUGAAAUUUUUGACAGACAGACCACAGGCAUUGAGAAUGGGAGGAUGCACGUCUGCUGAGCUCACCAUCAGCCCUGGAUCACCACAGGGCUGCUGUCUCAGCGGCAUGAUGGUGAAUGUAACAGAACCCUUACCACAACUCACCAAAGAGGACAUCAAGGGAAUACAGAAGGAAGCAGGAGGAUGCAAAGACUGCAGGUUUGUGUGUCUCCUGUUGAAGUUCCCCUCGCUGGUCUUCAUGUUCCGCGUUUCCCUGUCUCAGUCGUCAGUGCUGCCCUUGGGUCCACACUCUCCCCACGUCUGCAUCACCAACAUUGACGACCCACUCCAUCCACUCAGACUUUCUUCUCCACCCCCAACUGCAACCGCUUACCUUCCUAGCCCACCAGCCCCGCCUUCGAGGAGGAGGCAGCGCCCCCCCACGACUUCAGAGCAGUCAGCUGUGUAUGCAUGCCUGGACCCAGGGGUUAGCAGAGAUGACCUUUGUGCAAGGGCAACGGGACUGUUGGUACGACAGGUGCAGCUGAAGAGAGGGUUGGCUGCUCGUAGAUGCGACUGA